Molecule: messenger RNA, 1637 nt
Organism: Blastomyces gilchristii SLH14081
Lineage: Eukaryota; Fungi; Ascomycota; Eurotiomycetes; Onygenales; Ajellomycetaceae
Product: TDG/mug DNA glycosylase
Exons: 1
Coding region: 143-1198 (351 amino acids)
Biological process (GO): base-excision repair, AP site formation
Molecular function (GO): mismatch base pair DNA N-glycosylase activity
Source: RefSeq, a predicted model, not a curated record
UUUUGCCGAUGCUUCAGUCAACUAAAUAAUCGAUUCAUCACGUAAUUAAACAAACUUAAAAGCAAAGUUUGAACUGAACCGACUCCUUGUUCAUUAUUCAUCAGACGAGAGGACUGAUAGGCAGUACAGAUAGAUAUCACAGAUGGACAGCACAAUGCCGUCCAUUAACGACGACAACAGGCCCGAUGGCGACAGCAUACCCCCUUCGCCUUCAUUUAAGGGGAACCUGGAUCGCUUCAUCUAUGACUCUCCGCCCAAGAAAGCCCUCUUCGUGCAGCAGACACAGAGCUUAGGGGCAGGGCGCACGUUGAAGCGAACGUUCUCCAACAACGAUGAGGUGGAGGUGGAUGCAGUAGUAGUUUCUCAAGCAAGCACGCGCAUAACCCGCUCCGUCUCCCGCGCUUCCGCAGGCCUGCUCUCGCCGUCGCCGCAAAAGAAAAGUCGAUCUGAACCCUCCUCACCAUCCCGUAGAACCUCCGGCCGCCAAACACCCAAUACCAGCACCACCACAAUCGCUGCUAGCAGAGCUCCCUUCGUAUCAACUCCUAACCUCAGGUCCCCCGUAUCUCCAGUAUGCAACCUCCGCGACACCAUUCCACACAACCUCGUCCUCCUCUUCAUAGGCGUUAACCCAGGCAUCAUGACCGGGCAAACAGGCCAUGUCUACGCCCACCCUUCCAACCUCUACUGGAAACUCCUCUAUUCCUCUGGCAUAACCGAUUACCGCCACCCUCCCUCCGAUACCUACCGGCUACCGGAGCUGUAUAGCGUCGGCAACACGAACAUCGUUGCCAGACCCACGAAGGAUGCUAGCCAGCUAUCGAGGAAAGAGAUGGAUGACGGAGUACCGGUGCUGGAGAGGAAAGUGAGAGAGAAGAGGCCAGAGGCUGUUUGUCUUGUUGGCAAGGGCAUUUGGGAGGCGGUGUGGAGGGUUCGGAGGGGGAGGGCGAUUAAGAAGGAGGAGUUUAGGUACGGAUGGCAGGAUGAGGGGGAGAGGAUGGGGAAGACGAAGGGGUGGAAGGGAGCUAGGGUGUUUGUAGCUACGACCACGAGUGGGUUGGCGGCUGGGAUGACCAUGGCGGAGAAGCAGGCCGUGUGGGAUGAGCUGGGUGAGUGGGUGAAGAGGAGGAGGGGUGAGAGGGAGAAAGAAGGGAUUCCGAAGGUGACGGCUGUAGAUGAAGGUGAUGAGGGGGAUUGAUGAUUGCGGGUGUGAUUCUGUGCUCAUUCAUUUGGAAAUAGGGGUUCUUGGUGUUUUGGCUCUAUUUUUAUUUUUAUUUUUCAUAUAUGUUGUGCAGUCCGCUUGGUGACCUUGCUUCUUGAUGGCGUCGUGAAUGUAUGGAGGACAAUUCUCAGUAGGGUGUUUACAAAAUAACAUACAAGGCCUUGUUUUGCUAUAAAGUUAUAUACACAUUCUCAGAAGGAGUAUCAGUCCAGACAUAUGCAAAGCGGAUGCCCCUCAAAAGUAGAAUACCGUUUAUGUCACCCUCCACCUACCGCAAUGCCUUCUCCAUAUCAUGCUAGUUCAUCAUCACCACUACUCGCAUCUUCAGGCAUAUGAAGAGGGAGACCCCUAGUGUCAGUAGUUCCGGCCCCCCCUUGGCCCCUGUCUUCAAACCAACCUUCCAAAUCUACAUGAA